Saitoella complicata NRRL Y-17804 is the source of this 1330-nucleotide messenger RNA. Its product is annotated as alpha/beta-hydrolase. The coding region runs from base 34 to 1059 and encodes 341 amino acids. The record is from RefSeq and is a predicted model, not a curated record. NCBI's taxonomy places the organism in Eukaryota, Fungi, Ascomycota, Saitoellomycetes, Saitoellales, Saitoellaceae. The transcript has 2 exons.
CAAUCGGCUGGUGCAGCUAGUGUCCGUGCACUCAUGGGCUCGCCCAAAGCGAUUGGGAAAUAUGCGGUGGCUGUUCAGAUGAGUAAUCUUGCUGGGUCCAACUACGCCACAACUUACUCUCUCUACAAUACUACGGAGGAGAGCUACGGGACUGUCGUCGUGCCAAUCUUGGAAGAGACAGGGUGUGCCAACGUUACGGAUCAGGUGGCGUGUUUGAAGGCGUACGACGCGACUGAGUUAGUCAAUCUUGAAGAUGUUGCAAGAUAUGUGCUCGUGGAUGGGGCGUACAUCACACAGCGUGAGUUACCUCUUGACGGGUCUGCUCCCGUCGCGGACGUUCAUUUCAUGAUGGGAUUUAUGAGAGAUGACGGUGCCGCGUUCAUUGGAUACCCUACCAGCACGAACGAGACCGCGGCUCUCGAAGCUCAGAGUCUCCCGGUUGUUCCAGGUAACUCUCUCUUCGCAAUCCCGUCUGGACCGAACGCGACUCUUGAUGUCUUUAACGUCACAGCCCGCGUCACGACUGACAUCGAGUUCCGCUGCUUGGAUCAAGCUACAGCCUACGCCGGUGUCGUCCACGACCUCUUCCAGGACGUCUGGUUCUACGAGUUCAACCGUAGUUACCAAACGCCAGGUUUCGACCCCAACUAUCCCGUCUGCGAGGCUCCCAUCACUGAGGAUUUCCCGUACGGUGAUCCAAAUCAGGAGUACUUCAAAUGUCAUUCCGGCGAAUUGUACUACGUAUUCGGCAACCUUCCCACGAACCGUCCUCCGCGAGAUCAGCACGACAUCCCCUUCGAGCAGGAAAUGGUCGAUAUCUGGACCUCAUUUGCACGGACCUACAACCCCAAUCCUGAUCCAAAUUAUUUGACUGCGAGACGCUACACGAGUACGAAGGAGGAGUUGAAGGCGGAGGGAGCGUGGACGCCUGUUACGAAGAGGAGUUUGGCGCAGGGGGGGAUGCCGGUGAGGGAGUUGAUGCGGCCUAGUUAUCAGACGGGAUGGGGAGAUAUGGAACAGUGUGCGUCUUUGGGAUACCCAAUUGAUUACUAUGCGUGAUGAAAGGAGGACGGGGGAGUGGUGUGAUCAACAUGUAAGAUUAUAGCGGAUUAUGAACAAUGAGUGGACGUUGAAGGUAUUGCCUUCCAAUAAACCAUAUUCGUGUCCUCCUCCGCUUCCACUGAAGCUGGUUACAUGUCGUGUCGUUUGAUGAAGUCGCUCGAGGAAUUGUCCGCGCAAUACGAUGAAACUAUCUCGAAGGUGAUGGCGAGCCUGUUGAGUUCAAGAGGACCUGCCUGAUCCGCAUAGUAGCAUCCUUCAUUUCUUGUAC